AUAUCAAAACAGAGUAUUCAAUGUCAUUUGCUCCGGGAUUGCAACAUGGCUACCUUGCAUGAUGCGUUUUGUAAAAAAUGAAAUUGCGUCAAAUUUACUGUUUUAGUCAUAGUUUUGUGACUAAAAACUAAAGUGAAUGCUUGGAGAAACAUCACGCCUAUGUAGACAGAUAAAAAAAUCGACAAGUCAAGUUUGCAUUCUUAUGCAAAAUCACUUUAAUUUACUCUCAAGUUAAAAAAUCUCAGCAAAAUGGCGGAUAAAAAAGGGAAGAUCUCGUCAGAAUUUAUAGAACAGAAACUUAUUCUAUUCAAUAGUAGUCAGGAAAGUGUUCAAGCAAUGUCCCUUUGGAUAAUGCACAAUAAGGCACACCAUAAGAAGAUUGUUGAUUCAUGGAUAAAAGUGUUGCGAAAGAGUGACUCGAAACACAAGUUGACAUUGUUUUAUCUGUGCAAUGAUGUUGUUCAGCAUGCUAAAAAGAAAAAAGCAUUGUAUUAUCUGGAGAACUUUAAAGAUAACUUGCGGGAAGCGGUACAGAUUGUAAGAGAAUUUGAGUCAAUUAAACCAAACAUUGAGCGCAUCUUUAAGAUAUGGGAUGAAAGAAGGACAUACGAUGCAAAGUUCAUCAAGGAACUUCGAAGUCUUAUGGAAGGUGGAUCAUCAAGUAAAAGCUCUAGUGCAAGUGGUACUCCGGCCCAAGUUUCCCCAGUGGUGUAUAAGCCAAGCAGUAAAGAGCUGAAAGAGAAACACAGGAAGGAAAAGGCUAACAAAGAUAGUGAUAAAAUUAUUGCCAAACCAGUUGAAGAAACCCCAGAUAUAUCUGGUGAAUUUAAGCCUCCAUCAUUUCUGGAUCAAAUAUCAUCAUUAAAGAAGUUUGAAGGGGAUGUUACUCUGAAAGCGAAACAGUUAGCAGCCCUCAGAAUUGAUGCAACAAAUAUUGAGGCAGUGAAACAGCUAAAAGAUCGUUCCCAUGGCAAUGAAUUUUGUCGCCAAUUUGAGGAGUCUUGUGUGAAGAUAGAAGACUAUGUUGCAAUGUUGGAAAAAGAAAUACGCCAGCGCAGGGUAGUCCUGUCAAUGUGUGACAAUGCUGAAGAUUUCUAUUGUACCCAGUUUGAUGAAGCUAAAGUUGUGGCAAAUGCUUACAAAAACUUUGGUGCAAGGGUGACAAAUAUGAAAAAACGUGUUGAUGACAUGAAAAAGAUUAUACCAUCCACACCGAGCCCCAUGCCCUCGCCGACAGCCGACGCCCCUUCCCCUGGUAACACUCCGCCACUGCUAAACAUGGAUGAUAAUGAGACGGUGGAUAUGGAAAUUUGUAAUGAAGAUUCAGAGGCAGCUAAACAGCAAGAUCCUGUGCCUAUAAUGCCAGGUCGUGCUUAUACAGCGAUGGUUAAAUCAAUUGGUCAACCAAUUGCAAGUCUAACUAACAUUGUCGUGGGCAAGACAGACCAAGUAUCUAAACCUGAAGCAGAAACUGGUAAUCAAGGCAUGCUAGGUGGAUCUUUUCAAGGAACUAAUAUCCUGGAGUCAAGAAUUGCUACAAUGCUGCCCAAUCUAGCUAAAGGGAAUAGUAACAUGCCUGGUAUUACAGCCCAAGGUCAACCACCAGAUCUGUUUAAAGCCGACCCUCCUGCCAUCAAGGUACCAGAUGUGUACACGCCUCCACCCAGGUUGAACCCGCCUCCACCACAACCGGUACCACCUGUUCAACCAGUUGAGCCAAUAGGGGAUGAUGCUGGGUCUUCAACUCCAGUCCAGGAUGAGCAGGAGGAUAAAGAACCCUCACCUCCACCAAAAAUUGUGCCGCCACCCAAACAGGAAACCAAAACCAAAACAAAUCCAAUUGACUUUCUUAGUCAGUUGUUAACGAAAACAAGUAGUUCUUCAAGCAGCUCUAAUUUUCUUCAGACUUUGUCACUGUUAACAAAUACAGUGAAAACACAAUACCAAAAGAAACAAAGUGAGGAAGCUGAAAUUCCGAAGCCAGAGGAAGAUCCUAAGCCUCCUUCCCCAACCUUCUCUGGAGGGUUAACAGGCCCUCCAAAAUCAGCCCCUGCAGAGUUUUCUGGGGUCCCGCCUCCAGUACCAAGUACCCAGGCUAAUUCAUGGUCAGGUUGGAAACAAGUUAAUGCUGGUCAACCUGACCCUUCAUCCCCUCCUGUAAUCUCCCAACCUAAAACAACAGAUAUGGCUCACCAGCCACCUUUACCACAACACCCUCUUCCCCCUGAAUCUUUACCAUCCCGCCCUUUCAAUAUGCAACCCCCAUCUCCACAAGAUUUCUCCCUUCCUCCGCCAUCAAUGAGACAAAGUGUCUCUCAGUCAUUCAUUAAUCCCCCACCCCCACUGCCUCCACCACCAUCAAACAGUCAACAGUUUUUACCACAGGUCAGUUCAAGUCAACCUGUAGUUUUAUCAGCUUCUGUAGCACCAACAAAUAUGGUUCCACCUCAACCAGGAAUGCCAUUCAAUCCAAAUGUACCAUUUGGUGUAGCACCACCAGCAUCAAACUCUGGACCUAUUCUCUUGUCACAAAGGGGUCCUCUUGCAGGACAGCAACAGCAGCUGAACUCAGCUCCUCGUUUCCCUCCUCCACAGCAGCCUGUACAAGCUCCUAGGUACCCACAAACUCUAAAUCAACAUCCAACACAAGUAUCUAGUUACCCUCCUCCCCCUUCCCAGCCCCCAUUUGCUAGGGUGCCCUUUGCUCCCCCACCACCUCCCCCAAAUUCUGCCGCUCCUUUGACUUGGCAGCCUGAAAAUUCUAGGGCUCAAAACCAACCAGAUGAAAACUAUGGUAACCAAAUCUCAUCAGCUUCUUUACAGAGAGCAGAUUGGGAAAACCAAGGUGAUUCUGGUUUUAAUGAUUCUAACUGGGAGGAAAAUGUAGGGGAUCAAGGUAACCAGUCUGAAGGUUAUGCACAUCCAUGGGAUCAGCCUCAGAAUUAUGACGAGGAUGAUGAUGACAAUGAAUUUGCUGACGAGAUGUUGGAGACAACACUGCCUCCAGCACCAAAGAAAAGUAUAUUGCGCAACAAUCGCAAGUCCUCCCUGCGAGAAGUAACCUUAGUAGAAGAAACAUCUGGCCAGGCAAACUCAUUUGCAUCCUCAUUGGACACAAGUCCAAACUAUAAUCCAGUUAUUCCUCAGACUCGAGAACAUAAACCAGUGGGUAUCUUGAAAAAAUCGCCUGCUGAAAAUAUACCGGUAACAAAUCAUGCUGACAGUACGCAGUCUGAAUUCAUCAACAUUCUUAAGCAAAAAUCCGGUGCAAAUGCAAAUUUUCCGAGUGCACCGCCAUCAAGUAGAAACUUAACAACAAUAUCUACAGCUGAAUCACAUCACUCGAGAUAUGAUUCAGAAAGUAAUUUUUCUAAUAAUCAUUCAAAAGGGGAGCCUAUUAGUACAAUAGGUGUGUUAGGUAGACCAUCAUCUGUUAAGUCAGAUGAUAUGGAGUUAGAUAAUGAAGAUCAGGAAUUUGGAAAUAACGGUAAUGUUGACAAUGUUUGGCAACCUGAAAAUGACUGGAAUGUUAACCAGGCAAACAAUGAAGUGCAGGAAAGAAAAAGAAGUGAAGACUUUGAUAACAAUCGUGAUUUUGAGUAUCAGCCAGAGUAUGAUAGGCAUGAAAAUUUUGCAAGGAGAAAUGACUUUGAAAGGCAUGAAGGUUUUGAAAGGCAUUCUGAAUUUGAUAGACAUGAUAAUAAUGGUCCGCCACAUGCACCACAUUGGCAAGAACAAAGGCCAUGGCAGCAUAGGCCUCAGGGGCCACCAGAUUAUGGUGGAUUCAGGCCAAGGGGUGGAUUCCCGCAUAGACCAAGAUUUCAGGACAAUUUCAGGGGACCAUCUCCGGCUAAAAGGCCUUUUUUCUCCCCGAGGCAAAGAAUGCCUUAUAAUAGGUUCUGAAAAUUAGUAUCGUUUUUAUCAUUAUUUUCAUUCAUAUGUCAAAAACUCAUUUUUCUUGUUGAUUUUGUUAAAUUCGUAAUGUUAAUAAGCCUCUACUUUUCCUGAAGAGAAGAUUGUGUGUUAGCAAAUUUUUAACAUUCAUGCAUUUAUUUUUAAGUACAUGUGUUUCUUUUGUGACAUUUGUGUGAUGUAUUAAGAUGGUAAAAGGGGCAUGAAGUUAACAUACCAGACAGAAGUGAUUUCAAAUGGUUUAUUUUUUUUUUACUCUCGAAGAAGUGCUGAGUAUAUCACUUAAAAUCAAAAGAUAAACAAAUACCUUAUAAGUUAGUAUUUACUCAGUUAUAUUGAGUUUCUAUACAUUUGUACAACUGUUUCAGCUUAAUACAUUUAAAUUAUUGUUAAAAUUGAACGAAGAAGUAAUUAUCAUGUCAGACUCUUAUCAUGAAGCCAUAAUGGUUCUAAAAGAGGAUUUUCAAGGUUCGUUAAAACACUAUAUUUGCUGUUUUAUAUAUAUGAUUUAACAAUUAUCCCUAGUUUAAAUAGAUGAAAUACUAGAGUGUUACCUCUACCACAGUAUCAGUGAUCUCUUUGUAUUGUGUUUGUAGCAACAAUAAAUAGUGUGUAGCAAUAUUCCUGUUUGACCAUUCUGAUGAAAGUUUUCUGGAGAAUUACUAUUCAGUAUCAAAAAGUUGUAAUAAUGUACAUGUAUGUGUUUUGUAUGAAUAGAGAGCAAGGUAAUACUUGAUAACAUAGAAAUUGUUGUACAAGAUUUCAAAGUACCACAGCAGACUGAGCAGUGACUUAAUAUGAAUAAUUGGGAUGAUCUUGUUCUGUUUUAAAUUUAGGAAUCUUCCUGGUUUUCAGGGGUUCAGAAUCAGAAUAUAAAGAUUGAGCUGCCAACAGGGAAAGAGUCUGGUUGGAUUGUUCACACUUUGCAACUACCAUUGCUCUAUGUUAUAAAGAUAAGUCAUUAUUGCUGUGGUCACAAUUAAGGUUAAUUUGGAGAGAAGUCGUCCUAAUAUUAAGAUGUUAAUUUGGAGUGCACAUAAUUUCAGGUGUAUAAAUUUUGUCCGACUGGUCAAAUACGACUAUGAUUUUAAAUUCAUUUGUUCAUACAAUACAUAUUUUGUGUAAGAAUUUCUUUGUAAUUUUAUUUGUUGUUAUUACACGUUUUUAAAGAAUGAAUGUGUAUUUGUUUUUAUAGCAGCAGAAUUACUUUUACAAAAUUAUUGAUUUUCUUUUUGCUUCAGUCAUUUUGAUAAUUUUAAAGGGUUACUUUAUGGGCAAUUUCUUCAUAUUACAUCAAAACCUUUGAAUGUAUAUUUGUUAAUGCAGCUAAUUAUUUUUUUCACUAUGUGAAAAGAAUGUACACAUGAUUGAUAAUUAUUAUAUGUUUAGUAAAUCUAUUUCCAGUUUUUUAAUUUUUGAAAAUUAUUUGUUUUAGAAUAGACAGAUCCCAAGGUUUGUCUGUUGAAUAUGUCCAAAAUGAAAUCAAUGGUCAAUACUGAAGAGAUUUAUUAAUUGUUAAAUGUAACAUUGUGAUCACUCCUUAAUGUAAAAAAAAUAAAAUAAUGUGGCCAAUAUGAUGUCAUCCCCAUUUUAAAUCUGUGUAAUAAACAUAUCUUGUUAUUUUUUUCUGGACCUGUUUAAUCUAAAUGGGGUUUCAAUAUCAGAGUGAAACAGUAUAGAGUCUGGUCAGAAGGCACAUACACACAGGUUGGCCUGUACUGGUUACCAUACAUCUUUAAUAUAGGUAAAUUCUGAUAAUAUACUUUGAACAUACAUGUACACAUAUAAUUGAGCCACAUCACGACAAAACCAACAUAAUCUGUUUGCAACCAGCAUGG
This is a messenger RNA of Ruditapes philippinarum (Manila clam), 5750 nucleotides long. Its product is annotated as regulation of nuclear pre-mRNA domain-containing protein 2-like. NCBI's taxonomy places the organism in Eukaryota, Metazoa, Mollusca, Bivalvia, Venerida, Veneridae. Gene Ontology annotation, molecular function: RNA polymerase II complex binding. Bases 250 to 3903 code for a protein of 1217 amino acids. Gene Ontology annotation, biological process: mRNA 3'-end processing. The record is from RefSeq and is a predicted model, not a curated record. The transcript has 10 exons. Gene Ontology annotation, cellular component: RNA polymerase II, holoenzyme.